GGAAAAUGGAGUUUCCAUGAGACCCUAAAAAGCAGGUAAAAAGGAGUCGGCCAUAACCAAUGGAGCCUAUCUCCACCCAAGAUGGUGAGCUGACCCACCCCAUUUUGUCAAAGCACCGGAAUCCGGUGGUGGCGUCGCCACUGCUAGCGGAGGUGGUGAGCUCAGAGCUGGAGGAGAUAUUAUCCGACACCACUUUGACUUACUUCCGGCGACUCCAAAAGGCCACUGCCAUGGAACUCUAUAGUUUGUUCCGGUUAGCCGGUCCGGCGAUCAUAGUGUACGUGCUAAACAACGUGAUGUCGAUGUCCACCCAAAUCUUCUGCGGCCAUCUGGGUAACCUCCAGCUGGCGGCGGCAUCCCUCGGCAACAAUGGCGUCCAGCUUUUCGCCUAUGGUGUCAUGCUGGGGAUGGGAAGUGCAGUAGAGACGCUAUGUGGUCAAGCCUAUGGAGCUAACCAAUAUGGAAUGCUUGGUGUCUAUCUUCAAAGAGCAACCAUCCUUCUAAUGGUCACAGGCGUUCCUCUUAUGAUCCUCUACAUCUUCUCCAAUCCCCUCUUGAUCUUAAUCGGCCAAUCAAAGGAGAUCGCAGCUGCUGCCGCCCUCUUCAUCUACGGCCUCAUCCCGCAGAUUUUUGCAUACGCCGCCAACUUUCCCAUUCAAAAGUUCCUUCAAGCUCAGAGCAUUGUCAACCCCAGUGCCUACAUUGCCGCCGCCAUGCUCGUGGUUCAUAUCCUGUUGACAUGGAUCGCACUCUACGUGUGGGGUUGGGGCUUACUGGGUGCGUCACUGGUGUUGAGCUUUACGUGGUGGGCGAUCGUGGUUGCGCAGUUUGUGUACAUUGUCAAGAGCGAACGGACUAAGGAGACCUGGACUGGGUUCAAUAUGCAGGCGUUUUCGGGACUCUGGGCGUUCUUCAAGUUGUCGCUAUCGUCUGCGGUGAUGUUGUGUCUCGAGACGUGGUACUUUCAAAUAUUGAUCUUGAUUGCGGGUCUGCUUGAUAACCCUGAAAUAGCGUUGGAUUCACUGGCUGUGUGCAGUACGAUACUUGGAUGGGUGUUGAUGAUUUCAAUCGGGUUUAAUGCUGCCGCAAGUGUGAGAGUGAGCAAUGAGCUAGGUGCAGGGCAUCCGAAAUCAGCGGCCUUUUCUGUCAUAAUAGUGACUCUUUGCUCGUUCGUCAUCUCGGUGAUAUGUGCCAUCAUCAUCUUAGCUUUACGUCACGUCAUAAGCUAUGCUUUUACUGAAGGCCAAGCUGUCGCAGAUGCUGUCUCGGAACUCACCCCUCUCCUCGCACUUUCCCUCGUCCUCAACGGCAUUCAACCCGUCCUUUCAGGGGUGGCGGUUGGAUGUGGAUGGCAAGCAUUUGUUGCAUAUGUGAAUGUGGGAUGCUAUUAUGUGGUUGGAGUUCCUCUUGGCUGUUUGUUGGCCUUCAAGCUUAACCUUGGUGCCAAGGGCAUAUGGUUGGGCCUGGUCGGGGGCGUGACGAUGCAAACAUGUAUUUUACUAUGGGUUACAUUCCGAACGGAUUGGCAAAAGGAGGUGGAGCAAACAAGAAAACGAGUGAAUCAAUGGCAACAAAGGAAAAAGGAACCUGUUCUAAGUUAUUAAAUUAAAUGGCUUUUUCUUUAUUUUCUUUAAUUUAACAAAAAAAAGUAUUUAUUUUUGUGUGAAUAUUGGUUUUCACGAGUUUUAUAUUAUUUAUUUGCUUGUAUACAGUUUUAUUUAAUGUUCGUUUGGAAAGCUGAGGGUAUUUAUGGGAAACAAAA
Messenger RNA from Cynara cardunculus var. scolymus (artichoke), 1762 nucleotides. Its product is annotated as protein DETOXIFICATION 40-like. The record is from RefSeq and is a predicted model, not a curated record. Gene Ontology annotation, cellular component: membrane. The transcript has 6 exons. The coding region runs from base 60 to 1604 and encodes 514 amino acids. NCBI's taxonomy places the organism in Eukaryota, Viridiplantae, Streptophyta, Magnoliopsida, Asterales, Asteraceae. Gene Ontology annotation, molecular function: xenobiotic transmembrane transporter activity; antiporter activity. Gene Ontology annotation, biological process: xenobiotic detoxification by transmembrane export across the plasma membrane.